This is a messenger RNA of Coffea eugenioides, 2860 nucleotides long. RefSeq lists its product as uncharacterized. Gene Ontology annotation, molecular function: cytoskeletal adaptor activity; actin filament binding. Gene Ontology annotation, cellular component: actin filament. Gene Ontology annotation, biological process: actin crosslink formation. Bases 223 to 2610 code for a protein of 795 amino acids. Lineage: Eukaryota; Viridiplantae; Streptophyta; Magnoliopsida; Gentianales; Rubiaceae. The record is from RefSeq and is a predicted model, not a curated record. The transcript is spliced from 8 exons.
UUUCGGUCUUGUAUUACGCUAUUCAAGAACCAUUGUCCAUUUGUAUUGCCCACUAACACUCUACUGUUAAUGCCAAUUUAGCAGCAGAGACUUAUCAGCUGAAUGUUCAUUUUCAUUGUUCAACGAAAAAAGAAAGAAAAAGCGAAUUCACAAGUCCUAAGCAGUAUAUUCAGUCCACCAUUUUCUCUCGAAAUUCCUGGUUUUUAGGCGGGAAAUUAAUAAAUGGGCGGCCGGCGCCGCAGCAGCAGCAGCUACAGCAGCUACAGCAGCUCAGUCGCCACGGUGGUCAGUACCGCUGAUUCUUCUCCCUCUUCCGCCGAGUCCUGCUUCCGCGAGCUUGACGAUGUCUUCUUGCAGACACAAACGAGGAUAUGGUUAGGAGAGGUGUUGAAGAUAAGAUUGGAUGAAGGGAUGAAUAUUUCCGAUUUGCUUGCCGAUGGGGAGCUGCUCUUUGAAGUCUCUAAAAUGGUGUGGAAUAUGUUGUUGGAGAAGUCUGUGGAGCUUAGACAAAUAAAAGCUUAUCAAAGCCCUCUUGGUUCGAGGAAGAGCAGUGGGAGAUACAAGCCUUACUCUAACGUUGACUCGUUUCUUAAGGUUUGCAAAAUCUUGGGAUUGAAUGGUAUUGAUCUCUUUUCCCCAUCGGAUGUUGUUGAGAAAAGAGAUAUUCGGAAAGUCUGCAUCUGCAUACGAGCACUAUCGAAAAAAGCCAGAUCUAAGCAAUUAAAUGUCCCGGACUUUGAUUUGGUCACCUAUACGGUUGUCAUGCCAACAGAUAUGGUAGGAUGCAUCCGGAGAAGCUUAGAAUCAUCACAGUGUAGCAUUUCAAGUUCUUCUAGUUGCCAUUCCUAUAAAGGAACAAGAUCCAAAAGGCAGCAGAAAACAUUAAUUCCAUCUUAUAGUGGACACUAUGAUUCUUGUUCUGAAGAGUCUGAUGAGGCAGAAAGCGCUUAUUGUGGAAGGGAAUCAUAUAGCUUAUUCACAGACAAGUUUGAUCAUCCUGCCACCCUAAACUCUUGUAAAGAAGACUCACCAGGUGCUUUUUCAGCAGUCAGACCUUACACUGCAAGGCAAGCUGCAUCGAGAUCAGACAUGAGAAAUGGUCUUGGAAUUCAUUGUUCUUCGUACAAUUAUAGAAAUGGUUAUCAGGCUGACAACUUGCAUGCGAGUAAUGACUUACGACUUACCUAUAAUAAUAAUGCUUCAGAUCUAGCUGAUAUCGACUAUGCUCUGGGGAAAGAUGCUUCUAAUAUAUUGGAUUCAUUGGGUGAAAAUGUAGCAGAGAGGGACUUUAUUGCAGAUUAUUUAGCAUUUUCAGAUUCAGUUGUCCUUAGAAAUGAUGGCAAUAGUCCCAUUUUCUUUGAUGGAGAAGACAAUAUUUGUAAUUUCUUUAUGAGUAUGGAUUCUCAUGGAUUAGGCUCAAAACAGAAGGUUUCUCAGAAUGGGUUUUCUCACAGAUAUUCAGAUGAUAUGGAAGAUGUGGAAGUGGCAUCUAUGGCAAGCAUGACCUCCGUUUUAGGUAGGGUGCUUAACCUGGAAUUCGAUGACCAAUAUAAUUACGGGGAUUCUUCAAUUGUGGAACACAACUCCAUUGAGUUUCUUGGAAAUGAAACUGACGACCAAGGCAAAGGUUUUCAUAUGGAAGGUCAAACACAGGACUCACCUCCAUAUGAUAUCCUGUCCGACCGUUCAGGCACUGAUAUUAAAGAAUCACAGUCAAAGAUGGUACUUGAAAAUGAAGGCUUUUGCACUGCUUCCCUUUCAACUUGUAAGGAGAAUGGACAACCAAGUGCCAGGGAGUCAGAAAAAUCUGAAGUAUGUGGUCAUUCUCAAAUAUAUCUGGGAAGCAUGCAUCCUGCAAGCUGUGCAGGCUUGGCUUCUGCAGAAGAUGACGAGGAGGAUAUUAGUAGUGGAGAUUUGGAGAAGGCAGUGAUGGGUAUGUGUGAGUUAGAUCCUUAUUUGGAACAGGGGAAGGAUCAAAGUCCUCUAGAGACUCUACAUCAUAACAAUUUUCGGGAAGCAAAGGUUUCAUGUUGCAGAUGUCCAAUGAAGGGGAAUGAAAUACACGUUUGCAGCAUGCAAUAUGAAGAUGUAAUCGUCAGAGAUAUUACUUGUCAAGAAUCACAGCAUUUACAGAAGGAUUCACUUUGCAAUCAUGAUUUUGCUUCUCUCGCAAAUGAAUGUAAGUCAAUGGCAAGCUCCUCUUCCAAGAAUUCACAGGAUGUUAAUGGAGCGGGACAUCAGGCUUCUAGUGGAGAUAACAAGACUAAUCAACAUCUCUCUGGAGAUGGAAAUGAGGAUGGAAGAAAUCAGAGCAACCUUGACAUUUGUGCAGCAAAUGUUUUGGAUGGGAAGGAGGAUGCAGGAGGUGGUUUAAAAGAGCACAGGUUCCUUAGAGGGUCGCUGCUUAAAACAUUUGUUAAAGGCACAACCCUUGCUGGAGUGUUGUUUCUCAUACUACACAUCAGUAGAAGAGGCAAAGAGCAGGCUAACAAACCAGAAAAGCCACUGAAGACUCGGCAAUUUGGUGGUGCAAAGCACGCUUCACUAAAUGCAAAAUUCAGUAGAUCAAAUGGCACUUAUCCUGCUGAAAAGCUCAAAUUCGGUAAUUAGAGAUCGGUUCCACGAGAAUUGAUCUUACUUUAAUAGAUACUUGCUACAUUCCACUUCUCAAGCCUUGUGCUUAUGCAUGGAAAAAUGAGUUAUAGCUAGGUCUUCUUCACAGGGUCUUAGAUUUGGACAUCAUCUGUUACAUUGAAGAUAGGUAAAUACCGAUUUCAAUGAGCUUGGAAGCGGAAUUAGUAGCACUUUUCCCGUAUAACUUUGCAUUUAGCUGUCUUCUAAACUUCUCUCCGUCCAUGUA